Messenger RNA from Nothobranchius furzeri (turquoise killifish), 4518 nucleotides. RefSeq names its product ORMDL sphingolipid biosynthesis regulator 3 (gene ormdl3). The record is from RefSeq and is a predicted model, not a curated record. Gene Ontology annotation, cellular component: endoplasmic reticulum membrane. Gene Ontology annotation, biological process: intracellular sphingolipid homeostasis; ceramide metabolic process; sphingolipid biosynthetic process. Lineage: Eukaryota; Metazoa; Chordata; Actinopteri; Cyprinodontiformes; Nothobranchiidae.
GUUGUCAACCAAGCUCGUUAACCCCGCCUCUUCUGUUGCGUCAUUGGGGGGCGUAGUCCACGUUCUCUCAUUGCAUCAACCGGUGAUAGGUCAGUUCAGACCACGUGACAGAGCGCAACCAAUCAUCGCAAAGUGCGACGAGCAAAACCUCAGCUCAAGUGCGUGGCCGUUAAAGUCAAUAUAUAUGACGUUUCUCUGUGGACUGCGCCGUGUUGUUAGCAGCUGGUGGUUAAAGACGAAAUCGGAGUGGACGAGUGACGAUGUUUGCUGCCUUUCCGAGCGGACGGUAACUUGGAAACCUGUCCGGAGGUGAGAGGUGGUACCGGGUGACUGAUGCGAACACCGGAGCGUCGCCCUGUGAGCCUCUCAGUUACAUAACGGAGCACAGCGGUUACACAAAAACUGUGAUAACGGACUGGUGUCCCCGCACAGGUCGUAGUUCAGCCCGUUUUCCUCCCCCCUGACUGACUUCUACCCCCUCCCUGCAUCAUGAAUGUGGGUACGGCGCACAGCGAGGUGAACCCCAACACCAGGGUGAUGAACAGCAGGGGGAUGUGGCUAUCCUACAUCCUGGGGAUCGGUCUCCUUCACAUCAUCCUUCUUAGCAUCCCCUUUGUCAGCGUACCUGUAGUCUGGACUCUCACCAAUCUCAUCCAUAAUCUGUGCAUGUACCUUCUGCUACACACGGUCAAAGGAACGCCCUUUGAGACCCCGGAUCAGGGCAAGGCUCGCCUCCUGACGCACUGGGAGCAGAUGGACUACGGCGUGCAGUUCACUGCUUCACGCAAGUUCCUCACCAUCACACCUAUUGUUCUGUACAUAUUAACCAGCUUCUACACCAAAUACGACAGAGUCCACUUUGUGGUCAACACAGUGUCCUUGAUCACCGUGCUCAUCCCCAAACUACCACAGCUGCACGGUGUCAGGAUCUUUGGGAUUAAUAAGUACUAACAGGAUGUAACAUCCCCGCGGACUGCAGGGAGCAGUUUUGGACCUUUUGACGAGGACUUGUGGACCUUCAGCACCAAGUUCUACCAAACAUUGUUAAAAAAAAAAAGGAAGUCCACUGAGGAUGUUGCCAUGGUACUAAAUCUAAAAAGACUCUUGGGAGAGAGCACAAAGGGAUGUGUUUUAUGAUCAGAUGUGCUUUUUUUGAGUCACAUUUUUAAAAACUUGAUUAUUUAAGGAUUCAAAUCAAACGUCGACCUUUUUAUGACCUAGAGAAGAGGAUGGUGUUCAGUGCCAUUUCUCUGGGUUGGCACAAUGAAGCAGGACUUUUUCCUGUGUGUAAUGAUACACUACUGUAUUUAUUCAGCUUCAUUCCCAUCUGGAGCCUCCUCUCUCUCUCUCCUUCUCCUGAGGUUUGUGGAUAAGAGGAGAGCAACAAUGCUGCACUGACAUGGAAAUGGAGCAGUGAAGUGCUGCAGAGGCGAGACACAGAAAACCACCAGGUUUUAUAUUUAACUCGCCGUGCUCUGCUCCCCUCGGCUCAGGGUCAAGACGGGGACAUUAAGCAACUCCUUAUUUUUAGCUGACCUUUUCCAUAUUUGAGUAGCUCUUGUUCUGGACAGUCCCCUCUGCCUUCUGCACACAAGCAAAAGGGAUUUAAACGACCCAACAGCAGUCGGGUCUGUGUUAAUCUGUCUGGCAGAUCCUCCUCAGACUAAAAAGGUCAAAGCACUAAUCUUUUAAGUUUAGCAGGUUCCCAUAUCUAUUAGAGAUGCACCAGCCGACUUUGUUUGUGACUACCUUUAGCAGGCUUCUGUACAGCAUGGGGAAGUUCUACAUCUGCUCUGUCAGGUGUGUCUGAACCAGGAAACUGCAAAAACAUGAUAGCAGCGCUUGAGGACCAGGAUUGGACCCCGCAGGUUUAUAGCAGCUUUUGUGUAACAUCACUUUAAAUCUUCACAAAGGUCUUUACUUUACUGGACAAAUAACGUGUCCCCAUUUGGACCAGCUCUAAUCAGAUUGCGUACCAUCUGAUGAUUGGGGGUGAAAAAGAAAAGUUCGGUCUAACGAUAAAAAAUAGCUGGCUUGUCAAGGGUUCAGUAAUAUUUGUGAAUAUUUGCAGAUACCAAUGAGAAAGGAAGCUGGUGUCACUGGUUCAUGUUGAGCAGGAUAAGAGGUUGAAAUGGUCUUUUUGUUGUUUCCAAACAUUUAGAUAGAUAUAUUUUUACAUCAAAGAUGUUAAAGAAGACAGGCUUUGGUUCUAUAAGGCUGAGGCAUUCUGAACAGUUGUUUUAUUCCUGGUGACGCUCAUUUAUUACUCAAACACAAAGAGAAGGGAAAAAAAGUCUAUUCUGACUGCUGCAGGUGGAAAUUAGCAGCUACUGCUACGAGUUUACAGGACUGGAACUUUUCUUGGUCUUUUUGUGAAUCAUUCGAUUCAAAUGUUUUAUUUUAAGAUAUUCUAAAACUGUAUUGAUUAAACUAAAAUCUGAAUCACAGCAUCAAAAUCGUCUGUGAUGUUCACCCUGGUUUUUUCCCCCCUUUUUUAAGUCCGAAAAAGGGGAAAUCAAACAGAAACCAGCUGAGAAAAUUGGUGCAUCUCUAAUUUUUAUGAAUAGAAAGUAACAUAAUGUAUUUUUGCCGCAUUAAAAAUAAAAUAUUAAUUACAAUUAGGUAAAACCCCACAUUAAAAUAACUGUAAAACAUGAAUUUAUUCUUGAGACUAAAAAGCUUUAAAACAUUAUCUUAUGUCUUAUGCGUCUGUUCAAAUGCCCAUUAUUAACAGAUCACACAACAAUGCUUUCUGCUGCCUUUAGCCUGGUUUAUCUGCUGCUUGGUCUUUUCAAUGUAGCUCUAGAGACUAAUUCUUAAAUACAGGAGUAGGAAAUCUGUUUUAAGGACUGAGAAAUCUGGAUCAGCUGGCUUUAUAGCACAAAAUAAAAAAUUUUAUUGUAUAAAUUUUGAAUUAUGUUAAAAAGCUGCUUUAAUCCCUAUGAGAGAGCAUUUCUAGUCUUUAUAACUGACACAUACUCAACAGGCACUUGAUGGAAACCUGACUUCAAUAGGCCACAUCUCAAGUUAUUUCCAUCCUUUUUAGGAGAACUUGAAGCUGAACUAGGAAAUAUUUGCCAAAUAAAACAUAGGUCUUGUUUCCAUUAGAACAACAAAGCUGCGCUCUAGAAGGUGGCCAUGUUGGUUACAAUUGAAAUAUUAAACAGCAGCUAAUAUAUUCGAUACUUCAAAAUAACAAAGAUGUUCUUUUCUGUAAAGUGGAUGAUGAUGUUUAUGUUCUUUUAUAUCAAAAUGUUUAUCAUUUACAUGCAAGUGGUUAAAGUGGCUUUUUAUGGUGUUCUAGAGGUUAGAUUUUUCAUGUUCAACCUGCUGCAGGUUACUAAUUGUUCCUCUUGAGGGACUCCAUCAUCAUGCACAUCAGAGACUUACUGGGCUCGCUGGAGACGUACAAAUGCACACGCCCGACAGCCGCAGCCCAGUGAGAUGCUGUUGGGCAGAAGAUGAGUUGAAGUAUUUUGUGAACAGGACAUGUUCUGUUUACAGCCAGAUCAGUGUUAACGGUGCGUCUCACUCUCGUGGAGUAAAGGCAGCAGAUAUUAAACGCAGCAGUAGUAGGAAAUACUAAGCCUCAUAUUUUUUAUUAUUGUGAUGAGUGGUUUUUUUUCUUUAUAUUUGGAUCAUCUGAGACGUUGAUUAUUAUUAAUGAUCAUUGGUACAAAUUUAUAACAUUUUGGAUGAAAUAAAAAUUGGACUUCUUGGGUUUUUGUAAUGAUGACCGAUUUAAUGAAUCUAAUUAGACUGAGAUUAUGGAUAAAUGUGGAAUGUAUCUGAAUUUGAAUGAUUGUAUCUGAACUGAAUUUUAAUCUGACCAUUGAAUGAGCUGGAUUAAAAGAGCUGGAUUUGACUUGGACUUUAUUUAAUGCAGAAAUCUCUGAGAUGGUUUUUGUUGUGAAUUAGUGCUCUAAAAAUAAAAUGAGUAAAGUUUAAAUAAAAGUCCUUUAGGAUUAUGACUGCUGUCCUGCAGGAGCUUUUUGUUCAUGUAUUUCUGUUUCAACAUGGUGAGUACAAAGGGCUUUGUUCAGGGCCAUAAUGCAGGCUAUUUUUGUUUUGCAGUUUAGGACACCAGCCCUGGGGGUUGAACAGGAUGUUUAAUCAGGAAAAUGGCAAAACCCAAAAUACUUUUUUUUUUAUCUUUAAAAUGAUUAUUUUUGUCAAAUGUGGGUUUGUAAGAACUGGCAAAGGUGUUUGGGAUGAAAACAUUCCCGACUUUGUUCUGCUGCAGUGUCUACAUAAAAGGAGUUUCUAGAUCAUUGCUUUGAAAAUACGAUUUAAUUAAAGGUAACAGUCGAUCUGUUGUUUCGGUUGUUGCAGCAACUCAAGUUUAUUGUGCAGCCAUUGGUCUGUGACACAUUUGGAUUUGAUAAACUGAAUUUUAGAGGUUGAUUUAAAUCUUAUUUAGCGUUUUGUCUAUAAUCUGCAUUUGUCCGACAGUUUCUCUUCUGAGCCAUCUGUACGAAACAGAGGAUGAAAAAUGGAGCAAAUAAAAGUCCAAACCGC